Messenger RNA from Salvia miltiorrhiza (redroot sage), 1730 nucleotides. Its product is annotated as sphingosine kinase 1. Lineage: Eukaryota; Viridiplantae; Streptophyta; Magnoliopsida; Lamiales; Lamiaceae. Gene Ontology annotation, cellular component: intracellular membrane-bounded organelle; cytoplasm; membrane. The transcript has 10 exons. The coding region runs from base 177 to 1628 and encodes 483 amino acids. Gene Ontology annotation, biological process: sphingosine biosynthetic process. The record is from RefSeq and is a predicted model, not a curated record. Gene Ontology annotation, molecular function: kinase activity.
GAACCUUCCUAAAAAAAGUGAUUAAUUAUUAAGAAAACCUUUCCAUCAAAAAACAAUUAACAAAACCAUUCGACCAACCACCAAAGCGGAGAAUCCAAAUCCAACAGCAACAAGAAUCAAACGAUUGUAUGAUUUGGGCCGAGCUGAGUAGAAUUACCUCAUAGUGAUUGAAUUGAAUGGAGCAGGAAGAAUAUAUAUUGUCGGACCACGUACGCACCAACGGCCUUACAACAACGGCGACUCUUUCCGCCAGCGGUCAACUCCGCUGGGAAGACCGCCGGCUGGACAUCGAGAAGCAGGUAUUAGGUUUCUCUGUCGAGGGAUUGAAGAUCAAAAUUAGAACGGUUGUGGAAGCUGAAGCUGGAAUAUGCUGCUGCACUAGUAAAUCCGCCCUCAUCAGGAAAACCUUCAUACUCGAGCUAUCAUCGACUGAUUCUCUACGAAUUUGGACUGAGAAACUUCAGGAGUAUCUAGAUUCUCUCGGCAGGCCGAAGCGGCUGUUUAUAUUUGUGAAUCCCUACGGAGGGAAGAAAUCGGCGUUGAAGAUUUUUAAAGACGAUGUGAAGCCCUUACUCGAUGAUGCGAGUGUGGAAUAUACUAUACAAGAAACCAAACACCAGCUGCACGCGAAGGAAGUCGCUCAGUCGCUGGAUCUGGAAAAAUUUGAUGGAAUCGUUUGCGUUAGUGGAGAUGGAAUUCUGGUUGAGGUGCUGAAUGGACUGCUCAUGAGGGAGGAUUGGGAAAAUGCAAUAACGAUACCUCUUGGAGCAGUACCCGCAGGAACUGGAAAUGGCAUGGCAAAAUCGCUUCUAGAUUCACAUGGUGAACCAUGUGCAGCAUCUAAUGCUGCUCUUUUUAUCAUUCGAGGGCAUAAGCGGUCACUGGAUAUAGCUACUAUAUCACAAGGGGAAACUAGAUUUUUUAGCAUGUUAAUGCUGGCAUGGGGUCUUGUAGCUGAUAUUGAUAUUGAGUCGGAGAAAUACAGAUGGAUGGGAAGUGCUCGAUUGGAUUUCUAUGCUCUUCAACGAAUAUUUGGUCUAAGGAGGUACAAUGGCAGUAUUAUUUUUGUGCCAGCAUCGGGUUAUGAAUCUUAUGGAGAACCAUUAGAUCUAGAAAAGAAUAUAAUUAUUGUCGAUGAAAGUGCAAAGAAAUCUGUGGACGGAGUUGUUAGAGAUCCAGCGUAUGGUUACCAGGGUCCUUUAGUUGAUAUCAAGAGUUUAAAUUGGCGGAUGAUUGACGGGCCAUUUAUUUCAAUCUGGCUCCACAAUGUACCUUGGGGAGGUGAAGAUACUAAAGCAGCACCUGAUGCUGAGUUUUCGGAUGGUUGUUUGGACCUGAUCAUGAUAAAGGAAAGUCCCAAACUGCCAUUGCUGAAGUUGAUGACUGAACUGAACAGUGGAGGCCACGUUAAAUCCCCUUAUGUAUCUUAUCUGAAGGUGAAGGCAUUCAUAUUGCAGCCUGGUCCACGGACCGAUGACCCAACAAAAGCUGGGAUCAUAGAUGUGGAUGGAGAGGUUCUGGCUAGAGGGAGAGGAGCAUACAAAUGUGAAGAAGAUACAUUGAUGAGAUACGACAGAUUACUCAUUAGAAUUGAUCAAGGUUUGGCUACUUUAUUUGCUCCAAAUUAGCAUAAUCUCAAUUUGGUUGAUUUAUUCAUCAUAUAUAUUUGUAAUCCUUAUUUUAUACGCUAAUGCAACUGCAAAUAAAAGAAUUGAUUUCAAUUCUUAAAA